AUGGAUAGUAAUCUAAAAGUAUUUGCCCUAGGCGGUUUGCAUGAGGUCGGAAAAAACUGUUAUGUUCUUGAAAAAAACGGGGAUAUAAUUAUUGUCGAUUGUGGAAUUAAGUUUUUGAAUAAUAACAAUUUAGCCGAUGGCACCGUUCCUAAUUUUGCUUACUUGCUCGAAAAUCGUUCUAAAAUCAAAGGAUUGUUUAUCACCCACGGACACGAAGACCAUAUUGGUGGUAUUCCAAGUUUACUUCAAUUAAUUCCGACUAUUCCGAUUUAUGGUUCAGAGUUUUCAAUUUCGCUUUUGAAGAAAAAAAUUCGGGGAGGAACCACGAUAAGUGCCACCAUUUUUCAUGAUGAGCCUAUAACCACCGGAGAAUUUCGAGUUGAUUUUUUUCGUGUAACUCACUCUAUUCCCGAAAAAUUUGAUUUAGUGAAAUUAGCCGAAACUGGGAAGAGAGGGGUUGAUUUGCUGCUUAGUGAUUCGACUAACGCCGAGGUAGAAGGCACCACCCCUUCUGAGGCGAAGGUAGUCAAACGUUUGGAAAAUAUUAUUACCGAAGCCACCGGUCGAGUAAUUAUUACUUCUUUUGCCUCCAAUGUUUACCGGUUAAAAAAGGUAAUUGAAAUCGCCAAAAAAACUUCCAAAAAAAUUGUGUUGCUCGGUUCCUCAUUGCUUCGCAUGAUAGAAGUAAUUAAUAAAGCCAGUUUAUGA
Molecule: messenger RNA, 708 nt
Organism: Funneliformis geosporum
Lineage: Eukaryota; Fungi; Glomeromycota; Glomeromycetes; Glomerales; Glomeraceae
Source: the annotation of a GenBank genome assembly